AUGGCUUUCAAAAAAAAAGGUGCUCUGUCUCGACGCAGUCACUCCAACGUUCCCAAGCGCAGGAUUUCAAACAUCUUGCAACUCUUAGGUAUCCUAUCGUUUUCACUAUCAUACAAAUAUUUACAUGAUAACCCAUCUUACAUCAACGAAUCCUACGGAUGGCAUUUUCAAUUCUUGACCAUAAUCGGUCUCACUGGAUCGAUGGCUACUUUUGUAGCCGGAGUCCUUGCCAAUAUGACACAUUAUGAAUUUUUAUUUUACAUUAAGAACAAAUUAGCUCAAUGCUUCACGCCUCUCGAAAUUCUCAUCACUAUUCUCUACUGGGGUAUCUGCUCUAUAGAUAGAAGCCUCAUCAUUCCUCCAGGGCUUUACUUAGCACCAAUUGCGGAUAUUGGGUUUCAUGCCAUGCCAGCUCUACUGCUAGGAAUCGACUUCUUCUAUCUUUCCCCACCAUGGAGGGUUAGACUUCCCCAAGCACUUGGGCUAAGUUUCACAAUUUCCUUUUUAUAUUGGAACUGGGUUGAACACUGUCACUCACAUAAUAAAUUUUAUCCUUACCCGUUGUUUGAAUUACUAAACACGACCCAAAGAUUUAUUUUGUUCUCUUCGGCAGCACUUCUUAUGGCUGGCAGUAUAAUGGUUCUUCAGGUCCUCUACAGGAAGGUUAACUGCUAA
This is a messenger RNA of Blumeria graminis f. sp. triticale, 675 nucleotides long. The record is from the annotation of a GenBank genome assembly. Lineage: Eukaryota; Fungi; Ascomycota; Leotiomycetes; Helotiales; Erysiphaceae.